CCAUCACAAAACUCGAAGCAAGUACUGUCAUACUUUCGAUCUGUUCAAAACUCCAGCGUUUCAGCAGCACAGUUUGUUAUCAUUCACUCUUUUUAGAAGGCAGAAAUGGAGUCCCAAGGUCAGAGGCAGAGCUACAGAGGCCAAGCUCAGGCCGCUCAGGAACACAAUAGGCAGGACAGGGAGAAGGACCUGAGCCAAGAGGCGAAGCGGAAGGCGGAAGAGGCGAAGAACAAGACCAGCGAGACUGCGCAACAAGCCAAGGAGAAAACACAGUCUACAAUGAGUCAGGUGAAGGACAAGGCGGCGCAGGCGGCAGAGGAGGCAAGACGGAAGGCCCAAGAGGCGGCGGAGAAGGGUAAAGAGACUACCCAGGCCGGGAAGGAGAAGACGAGCGGGAUUCUCCAGCAGACCGGAGAAACAAUGAGGAACGUGGCACAAGGUGCGGCUGAUGCUGUGAAGAGCACUAUUGGGAUGGGCAAGAAAGAUGACCAAGAUGAUCCUUUGUAUAAGGGAACUGCUCCUGCUACUACUAGGAGUACUAAUACUGGGACUACAGGGGCUCCUGGGACUGGGAACUACCAAGGGAACAGGAACAACUAGUUAAUUAGGUUAAGCACUCGAAUCGUUGUACGUUGUUUAUUACUGUCGUUUGUUGUUCUAUUUGGGCAUGUUUUAGAAGUCCUAUCCUUCCAUCUCGUCGCUUAUAAGAUAGAGAUAUUGGGGAUAAGUUGUAUUUGGUAAGUUGUACGUAGUAUCGUUUAUGAGUUGCAACAAGACAGCUGCCAUUUUAGGUGGUCGAUCUUUGUUGUACGUAGCUUAGUGUUGUUGAUGGGCAUGUCUUAGAAACCCUAAGCUCCCAUCUCUGUGUUGUACUGUUGUAUAUGGUUCAGUCAAAUAUAUAAAUAAGGGAAAAUAUCAUUUACUACUA
Messenger RNA from Fragaria vesca subsp. vesca, 928 nucleotides. Its product is annotated as late embryogenesis abundant protein 2-like. The transcript is spliced from 2 exons. The coding region runs from base 106 to 600 and encodes 164 amino acids. Lineage: Eukaryota; Viridiplantae; Streptophyta; Magnoliopsida; Rosales; Rosaceae. The record is from RefSeq and is a predicted model, not a curated record.